Aspergillus eucalypticola CBS 122712 is the source of this 1520-nucleotide messenger RNA. RefSeq names its product DUF895 domain membrane protein. Gene Ontology annotation, biological process: transmembrane transport. NCBI's taxonomy places the organism in Eukaryota, Fungi, Ascomycota, Eurotiomycetes, Eurotiales, Aspergillaceae. The coding region runs from base 58 to 1470 and encodes 470 amino acids. The record is from RefSeq and is a predicted model, not a curated record. Gene Ontology annotation, molecular function: transmembrane transporter activity. The transcript has 2 exons.
UUUUUUUUUUUUUCCGAACAAUCCCACGAAUAAUUCCAGUCUUGAUCUCAGUUCACUAUGGCGGACGCUGAGAAUGGGAGUGGCGGCAAAGUGCCACUCAAACGAGUGUGGUACCGCACCUCCCUUUUCAAUGCCUGCGUGAUUGGUGCUGUUGGCUUUCUCGCCCCCGGGCUAUGGAACGCCAUGAACUCCCUGGGAGCCGGAGGCGAAGAGAAACCUUUUCUGGUGAAUGCCGCCAACGCACUGGUUUUCGGGCUCAUGGGCAUUUUCUGCAUAUUCGGCGCGCCUAUCGCCAACCGGAUCGGACUGAAAUGGGCCCUUCUCCUCGGCGCCGCCGGCUACCCCGUCUACGCAGCCGGUCUCUACACGAACAACCGGUUCGGCAACGUCUGGCUAGUUCUGGUCGGCGCUGUUGCAUGCGGCAUUUCGGCCGGUCUCUUCUGGGCUAGUGAAGGCGCCAUCGCAAUCGGAUACCCUGAGCCAUCGAAACGAGCCCGAUACCUCAACAUCUGGGUCUGGUGGCGCACCCUCGGACCCAUCAUCGGGAAUUCGAUUGUCCUGGCCCUCAACAUUAAGAACAAAGACAAAGGAAGCGUGGGAUACUCCACGUACAUUGUCUUCAUCGUCCUACAAUGUCUCGCCAUCCCCGUCGCUUUGCUCCUCACCCCGCCCAACAAAGUCCAACGUGCCGAUGGCUCCCCGGUCAUCCUUCGGGUCGAGGACUCUUGGAAAGCGGAAUUCCAAGCCCUCUGGAAAACAUGCAAAAACCGCACCGUCAUCCUUCUUCUCCCUGUCUUCUGGGCCGUCUACUUCAAUGAGUACUCGAGUAACUUCGAAACGUACUAUUUUGGGGUCCGGGCUCGUGCGCUCAUCGCUUUCCUCUCCGACUGGGUCACCAUCCUUGCUUCGCAGAUCAUUUCUCACUGGCUCGAUUGGAAGCGUGUCGACGCUAAGAAACGUCUCACGUACGGCUGGUAUUGGGUCAUCAUUGUGCAUGUGACGGCGUGGAUUCUUGGCUGGGUUGUGCAGGAGCAAUAUACAUCAGCCCAUAAAAAGAACCCUGAUUUGGGGACGAUGGAUUACACUAGUCCGGGGUUCACUAAGGGCGCGUUUGUCCUCUUCAUGUGGACGUUUGCGCAGCAGACGGGCCAGAAUUGGUUGUAUUAUUUGGUGGGAAGCAUGACGGAUAAUAUCGCCGAGUUGACCAGGUUGACGGGUGUGUUGCGCGGUCAGGAGAGUUUUGGUGAGGCGAUUUCUUAUGGAUUAAAUACGAGGGAUUGGUAUGGUGGACGGGUGCCGAUGGCUGUGAAUACUAUUUUGCUGGGGUUGUGUGUUAUUCCGACAUGGAUUGUUGUGAAGAAACAUGACAUGGCAUCCAUAGGCGAAAGGGAGUUGGAGGUGGAUCAACGCCCAGUUGUGGAUGAGAAGGGGGUGGUUGAUUUGGAGGUGAAGGAAACGGGAGUUCAUUGAUCUUAUUGAUAGCAGAUCAGAUUAGAUGAGCAGAAUGUCCUUGAGUAUAC